Messenger RNA from Monodelphis domestica (gray short-tailed opossum), 8736 nucleotides. NCBI's taxonomy places the organism in Eukaryota, Metazoa, Chordata, Mammalia, Didelphimorphia, Didelphidae. The record is from RefSeq and is a predicted model, not a curated record.
CCAGGCCUGGGCUCGGUUGUCAUGAGAGCCGCGGCGCUGGCCCAGGCGAUGGGUGGAGGCAGCGGCGGCUGCCGCUCCGAGGUGCGGGUGCCGGGCAGCUGGGGGCGGCGGAGGAGGAGGCGGCGAGGCCUACGCCUACGCCUGCGCUCUGCGGACUGGAGCGGCGGCUGCGGCUGCUGCUGCUGAGUAGGUGGUCGGGGAGAAACGUUUAAAGGCGAUCCUGCCCCUUCCCCUCCCCCUCCCUCCGGGGCCUCUUCCAGCCCGGCCCGAGGAGACCCUGCCCCUGCCCCGCCCCUCUCCCCUCCCAUCUCCUGCUGGGGAGAGAGACAGGUAGGGGAAGAGAUGGAAUUCCUGAGUUAUCGGAGUUGAUGAGGCCCUCUAAACCAUCCCAAGCCUCAUCCCAGCCCUGCCUACCCCCUCCUCCCCAUCCCAUCCCCUGCUGGUGGGGAACAGAGAGAUGGAAGAACUGGGUGACCGGAGCUGAUAGGGCCCCCCUAAAACCGUCCCAAACCAUCUCUCCUCCCAAGCCUGUCCCUUGUUUGGAGCCUGGACGGGGGAGUGGGGGAACAGGCGGGGGAAGAUGCAGCCCCCCCGUUAUCCCAACUAAUAAAGAUCCCGAAGAUCGUCCCAAAUUGUACCCCUGCCCUGCCUGCUCCCCUUUCUCCUUGCUCCCCUUCCUCCCCACCCUAUUGCCUGCUAGGGGCCCAGAUUAGGAAGGGAGAGGACAGAUGGGGAAGAAAUGGGAGUCCCCAGUUAUCAGAGCUAAUAAGAGACCCUAAGACCCUCCCAAACCCCUUUCCAGCCCUGCCUGCUCCUUCCCCUGCUGGGGGGCCUGCCUAAGGUGGGAACAGGAUGGGAGAGAGGAGAUGAGAAGCAGGGGCUAGAGAUCCCAAGGCCACCCAGAACCCCAUUCCCAGCUCUGCCUACCCCCUCCCCUACCCCCAUUUCAUUCCUGGGGCCCUUGAUUUGGCAGGAUGCAGUAGGAUGGAGCCCUGGGAUUGUCAGAGCUGGAAGAGACCGUCCAAGCCCCACCCCAGGCCAGUCUGCCCAACCCCCAUCUCUACCCAGGAAGGGCAGAGGUUAAUCAGCUUCUGAGGGUGCCAUAGUUAAUCAGUGUGCAGCAGGCUGCCGGAAUGAGCCCUGUGCUGGGAGCAAUGUGGAAUCAUAGGUUUGUCAGAUCUGGAAGGGAUCCUACAUAUUUCUCACCCCAUUAUGGUCGUGCUUGCAGGGCUUCCCACCCUGACUACCCUCAGGCCUAUCUUUUCCUUCACAGAGGGCCUGGCAAUAAUAGUCUCCCUAUGUGUGUGAUGGACUGGUAGAAGGAGACCCAGACCCAAUUUUAGGAGGAAGGGAGCCCCCCAACUCUGAUCCAGCCCCCCCCCCCACUGGGAUGUGGCUGUCGUUAGGCAUUGUGCCUCAGAGACUGUCAGGAGGAAGGGAUUUCAGUAUUAUCUUCCUUGCCCCCCAUCCCUAUGCAUCUCUGCCCCGAGCUAAGGGGGGGAGGGGGCUGGGACUAUAGAUUCCGAGGUGAAAGGGACCUUAGAGACCUUCCUUCCCCUCCCUGCGGCCUCCUGACCUCUCCUCGCCCAUAGACAAGAAGUCUAGUAAAAGCAGUGUAAGAUAAGGUGGGAUAAGUGUGGAGCCUGGAAGGCACAUCGACUUAGAGAUGAUCUACUUUUACCACAGUCUUUUCCAGAGGUAGAAAUGGGUUCUGGAGAGGAGAGGAAAUCUGGGUAAGGUGAGACAAGCCAGUUAGUGUUAAUCAGGAAUUUGGACCAAAGCCCCUCAGGGGUGAUUGCCACUGCCUCUCCAUUUGCCAACAGGAAAACUGAGGCCAGGGAAAGAAAGGGAACUUGGGGCCGGGUUGUCUGUGUAAUUCCAGCCAUCUCAUUUUACAGACAAGAAGACAGAGGGGAGGGAGGGGAGAAGGGGGAGAAUGACCAGCUCAAAGUAGCACUAUGACUUAGUGGCAGAGCAAAGGAACCUACUGUGUGCCAGGCAUUUGUGCUAAGUGAUUUGUGACUACUGACCAUAACCCUGGGAGUUGGGUGCUAAAUCAUCUUCAUUUUGUAGUUGAGGAAACUGAGGUAAACAGGGUUAAGUAACUUGCCCAGAGUCACACCACUCGAGUAUCUGAAGCUAGAUGUGAACUUGGGCCUUCCUGACUCCAGGUCCAACACUCUCCAUGGUGCCACGAAUUGCCUUUGGACUCAAAGCCACUUCUGUUCCCUGCUUAGUCUGGGGCCCUUCCUACACUUCAAAGAAUUUAGAGUUAGUGUGAAGUUAAGGGUGAUCCAAUGAAGAGUGCCAGCUUUGGAAUCAGGACCUGGCUUUGAACCCUGGCUUUGCUCCUGACUACUUAGUGACCUGGGAUAGAUCCCAUCACCACUCUGAACCUCUGUGUCCUCAUCGGUCAAAUAAAGAGCCCAACCGCACAGAAUGCCACACAAGAUUGGGUUUGUAGUCGUCAGUUCAUCUGGACAUGAAGAUGGUUUCAAUGCAAAAGAAUUAAUGGUCCAUGCACCAACUGUUAAUGGAUGGAGAUCACCAAGAUUUUGCCAGUUUCCUCAAGAAAUUGUCCUUCAGAUGGUGGAGAGAUGCCGAGUUCGAAAACUUCAGUUACUUGCUCAUCAGUAUAUGAUUUCCAGUAAAAUCGAGUUUUAUAUUAGUGACAGUUUGCCUGAAUAUUUUGCACCAUAUCAAGCAGAGCGCUUUCGAAGGCUUGGUUAUGUGUCUCUCUGUGACAAUGAAAAGACAGGAUGUAAGGCUCGAGAACUAAAAUCAGUUUAUGUGGAUGCUGUAGGACAAUUUCUCAAGUUGAUUUUUCAUAAAAACCAUGUCAAUAGAUACAACUUAUAUAAUCAGGUUGCUUUAGUAGCAGUUAAUAUCAUCGGGGACCCUGAAAACUGCAGUGAUGAGAGCAAUAUCACCUCCAGAGAGAAGCUGAUUGACCAUUAUCUUGGUCAGAGUUCAGAGGACUCUGGAUUAGAUGGAUCAUAUAUUGGGAAACCCGACUAUAUUUCUCCCCUGGAUGAUUUAGCCUUUGAUAUGUACCAGGAUCCAGAAGUUGCACAAAUAAUUCGCAAGUUAGAUGAGAGGAAACGAGAAGCUGUCCAAAAGGAGCGUUAUGAUCAUGCAAAAAAACUGAAACAGGCUAUUGCUGAUCUGCAAAAGGUUGGGGAGCGCCUGGGCAGGUAUGAUGUGGAAAAGCGUUGUGCUGUGGAGAGAGAAGACUAUGACCUGGCCAAAGAGAAGAAGCAGCAGAUGGAGCAGUAUCGCACCAAGGUGUACCAGCAGCUGGAGCUUCACGAUCUCCUGGAUUCCCAGAUGAUUCGAAAGCCUUUCGAUUUGCCUCUGGCACCUAUAGUCCAUUCUAACAGCCCUCGCCCGCAGAAAUCUUCACAGUCACUGCUGCACCGUGAAGAGCAAGCAGGAGAGAAACCCUGCGCGGAACCUGCCAAGGCUCAGCUUCACAGUCCUCUGAAUGUUAAACUGCAAGCCGCAAUGGGACCGCCACUCCCAGCCUCAGAUUCUCUUACAAAGAUCAAUGUUGAUUUAUUGCCUUAUGAUGAAAGACCCCUUCCAGCUGUUCUUAAACAACAAGGAGAAGUGUAUGUAGAGCCCGAGAAGGUUGAAGAAGAUCUGGUUCCAAAAGGCAGCACUGCAGGAGAGCCAGAGCCCUUAACUGAGAAAGCACUAAGAGAAGCCAGUUCGACCAUAGACGUGCUGGGAGAAACUCUGGUUGCUGGAGCUUAUUCGAAGACCUGGUCAUAUCGAGAAGAUGCAUUGCUUUCAUUGUAUAACAGAUUAAUGGCAACACCUGUCGGGACCCCAAAGGAAGAUCUGAAGAACCUGCUCAGAGCUGCUAUUUUUCUGAUAAGAAGAGCCAUCAAAGACCUCGUACCUUCAGUCUUUCAGACAUCACUGAAAUUAUUAAAAAUGAUUAUCACACAAUACAUUCCUAAACACAAGCUUGGCAAGCCAGAAACCACCGUCACUGUGGAGAAGACCCUCCCCAACCUGCUGACCAGAACCGGGGACUCCUCUGCUCGCCUCCGCAUCAUAGCAUCGAACUUUAUUCAGGAAUUGGCUUUGUGUAAGGAAAUUAAGCCUCUGCAAAUUAUUCCAGUUCAUUUAAUUCAACCAUUAAAACAGAAUUCUUCGACUCAUCUAGCAAUGAGUCAAACAGACUUACUAGCACGUUUGUUAAAAGACCUGGGGACUGAAAAUUCUGGAUUUACUGUGGAUAAUGUUAUGCGGUUUUCAGUGAGUGCUCUGGAGCACAGAAUCUUUGAAAUACGAGAAAUUGCUAUUAAAAUUAUUUUGGACAUGUAUAAGAAACAUCGGACCCUAAUUCUAGAGUACCUACCUGCAGAUGAUGGCAACGCUCGCAAGAAUAUUCUCUAUAAGACACUUUUUGAGGGAUUUGCAAAAAUCGAUGGCGGAACUACAAUGACUAUGGAGGCUCAAAGAAAAGCAACAGAAGAAGCAGAAAAGCAAAAGAAAGAAGAAGUUAAAGUUCUGCAGGUACAGCUGGCAGCAUUGAGAGAGAUGCAGGCAGAAGCUCAGUUCGAGAAGGAAAAAGAAAGUGACAUGGGAAAGAUGAAGAACCAAGAUGAUCCCAGAAAGAAAGCAAUUCACUCUAAUCCUCCAGACGUUCCCGAUGAUCAUGCCUCCGUUGCAAAUUAUUUGGAUUAUCUUUGCAUCUUUUGUGGGGAAAGAGAUGACUCGUUCACAGAAGAAGGCUUAGAUCUCCAUUACUGGAAGCAUUGUCCUAUGUUGACAAGAUGUGAACACUGCAAACAGGUGGUCGAGAUAGCCAGCCUGACAGAUCACUUGCUGACAGAGUGUGACAAAAGAGAUGACUUUGGAAAAUGCCAUCGCUGCUGUGAAGCCAUCUUAAAAGAAGAGCUGCCCAGACACAUAAAAAUCAAAGCUUGCAAUCCUGCCAGAUCAGAAAAGCUUGCAAACCGGUGUCCAUUGUGCCACGAGAAUUUUACACCAGGAGAGGAGGCCUGGAAAUCUCACCUGACAGGGCCGGCAGGCUGCACGAUGAACCUGCGCAAGGUGUACCACUUGCAGAAGACACAAGCCACACAGUUGGGGAAAGCAGUAGACUCAUUGAUGGCCAAAUCGGGCACCUCAGGAUCCAAAUUUGGAAGCAAGAUUCCUACCCCCAAAGGAGGCCUGAACAAAAGUACUAGCAGGCCAUAUACCAAACGAUGACAUAUGACAAAUAUUUUGUUUCCCUUGUCUCCAUUAGUGACUGAGCAAGCUUUCUGAUUCUCUGACAUUUCUUGUAAAACCAGUCUUGUGGACAUGGCACUGUCAAAUCCUUUCUUCCUGAAUUGCAGGUGGCUGUUCCCCUGCCAUCAGUAGCAUCCCCCAGUUACAGUUGGUCCUUAUGUAUGUGACCAGAGAAGCUGCCUCUCAGAUGUAGGCCACAGUCCUGAUGGCAUUGGAAGUUUCCCGUCUUGGGGUCCUGUCUUGGAUAACAAAAGGGAUGCCAUUGUCUUAGGACAGAACUGGAAGUCACUUAAGUCAUGGGCUUUAAUAGCACAACCGACGGGUAGAACAGGGAGCCAAGGAGUGACACAACCCCAACAACAUCCUUCUUUAAUUGCACGCAGAAUCUUAAAAGUGGAUGACAUGCAUUUUGCCAACUGAUCUCCACCCAAACUUGCUUCUCUCUGUGUGGUACAACCAAAGUAAUGUCAUAUCAUGAGCACCUUGCAGCCUCUUGACCCCGGCACAGAAUGGCAUCAGCAAGGGAGCUGUUCAUAGUCAGAUUAGCGCUGGGCUUUGUACUUCUCCUGUCAUGCUUUUUUCUUUCUUGUGGCACUGUCUGUUCACAUUCUGCCAGAUGUAGUGAGGCGGGGCCAGGAGCACAUCUCUUGCGGUCACAGAAAGCGAAGGUAAGGAAGAAAACCUCCAGGAGAAAGCCACUGAGGAUCGAUCCAUCCGUCUGCAGUCAGUGCUUCCCAUAACUGGCCUGUUCUCCAAGUAGCUUUCCAUCUGUUUCGCACUGUGGGCAGUGAAUGAUCCCUGAUCCCAACUGUAAAGUCAGUCCCCAACAUGUAAAUAUUAGAACAAGACUUGGAUCUCUAUCAUGCCUUUUUGGGAGGGGCUCUGAGGUCAUUACAUGUGUAAAUAUUCCUUUUUUUAAAUAACGAUAGUGCUUUCUGGUUGCUAUGAUGUGAUUAUCUGACUGCAUGUAAAUCAAGCUGAUUCUUCCGUAAAGCCCUAACUAAAACUUGGGGCUGUUUACAUUUUAAUCUGGCACAGAAUAUCUUCCUCAAAAUACUACCCACAUUCAUGUGUAACUAGUGUUUAUGAAGGAGAUUCAAGCACAUGCCAAUUUGGGACCAUCAUUCCAUGCCCCGGAAGUACCAUAAUUCCAAAAGGAAAUUUCCCUUUCAAGAAGAGGGGGAGAAAGUCCUUUAAGAUACCAAAACAUUUCUUUCCAAAGUUGUGCUGGAUAUAAAAAGAGAGGAAGCUUCCAGAGCGGCUGUGAUCUGACCCAUUUGUCGGACCCGCUUCUGUAAUGAUGCCUCUGUAAGUCAGCAGGUUUCUCCUCGGUGGCUGUUGCCAGAGAUCCUUUCUAUGUAGAGAACUAGUUAUGAAAAACCAGCCAGUAUUCGACUAACGUAACUUUUCUGACUAUGAGUAUUCUGCCUGGAGAUUGUUUUUAACAACUACGUCCUAAGUAGCCAGUCUUCUAUCUGGCAGAUUGAGAACUGACUAAGAAGCCGUCAUCAUAUCCUAUAUUAAGAUCAAGAAUCAUGCUUUCCCCAGAGUCACGUACUUCCAGAAAAGGCUGGCAAAAGGAAUUUCUCCCUAGGAGCCGUGCCAUGCCGCCUGGCAGACAUGUUUAAAUUACUGAUGAAGAAAUACUUUGGACACUUAUGACAUUUGGGGGGUUUCGUUGGCUUCUCUGAAACAAGGAAAGUCUAAGCAUUUGGAGAAAGGGGUUCUGCUUUCUGGCUUUCUUAGUCACUGUGAAAUUCCGUCUGUAAAUCCCCAGCAUGGUAAAUAAGACUGACUCAUAAUAAAACUGUAUGAAAGUAACUGCCAUGAGGCUUUACAUUAAAAUAAAAGGACUUUAUGUAAGAAUAUGAACUGAGACUAACCAAUACCUAACAAGAACACGGCAUAAAAGUCUUCAAACUUGGUAGUGGUGAUUAGAGAGAGGACAGCUGGCUUAUUCUAAUAUUUAAAAGUGCAAAUAUGCAAAUUGUUCUUUAAGCUGUUUCACCGCGGUUCAGUGAAGGAAACAGCUGCGCUUCACCCAGACCAGUUCUGCAGCUGGUUUCUGUAAGUUCCGAGCAUAAUAUAGCAGUUCCACUAUUCAAAAAAUGACGUUAUUUUUGGAGAGGAGUGAGGGCGAUCUGGGUGAAAGGCAAGGUGUAAGUCAUAAGUAGACUAGCGUGUGGUGGGCUGAAGUUGAUGAACAGUUUGGGCUUGAUUCCAUAGAGGGCCACCUCUUAGGCUUCCCUAAAGAAAUUGUGGAUAAAAAGACAAGCAACCAGAAACCAGAAAUGUUGUGUCACUCAGCAGUAAAACAUUUGAAUGGGAAACAUGUUUGAGAAAGUUAUUUUCAUUCAUGAAUAAGUUGUGCCUUUAGGUACAGUUCUUCCAAAAAUGACUAAUUAUUCAGAGAAUUAUUCCUCUGAGUUUUCUGCAAUGGAGCUUUUCGCUGUAGUUUUAUGUAGCAAUUUUGAAUGUAACUUUGCAACUUUUUAAUGUCCUGGUUUUCUGUUUGUUUUUAUUUUAGAAGAAUGGUUGUGAGAUAACCAACUCAGUUUUGUUCGGGUAUUUAGAGAUCAAUCUCUUCCCACCUUAAGUAUAUUUAUUUAAUAAUCUGAUCAUCUCAAAGUUUCAUAUUUUUAUUCCAAGGAUGUAAGAAGAUAAUUAUGUUUUUAAAAAAAGUAAGCUUGAGCUAGACACCGUUCCAGCUGAAUAGCAUAACUCGACACUAACACCAAAAAAAUUAGUUGAAAAAUUCUUAGAGAAGAAAUUAGUGCUAGCAUUGCUCUAGAACGUUUACACCUUCAAGUAUGCCCACUCGUCAGCCCAGGCUCUUCCUGCAGAACCUCAAAAAACUUUAGAUCUCUACUAAGGCAAGACAUUACCGACCAAAUGUAUAAGCAACGUUAGCUCAAUGUUGUGUGAGGACUGUCAUAUGUUUGCGUACAAGAGAAUUACACUUUAUAAUACCUUACUAUUUUUCUUUUGCAUAAAUAAUUAUAAUAUCCUUUAAUUUUCAGUUGGGGCUCUCCAUUAGAGAGCAUAAAUGGUCUGUUAAUCUCUUUGCUUUUUAUAUAAAGAUACAUCACUUUGUAAGAAUUGUAGUGUACAGUUUUGUUACCUUAAUAUUAGCCCUUGAUUUUAUAAUUAUGUUUUAUUUUGAAACCAUAUUGUUUAAAACUUUAUACACAAAUGUAUUUAUUUUAAAUAGAUUAUAGUCCUUUAGUUGACAAAAUUUGCUUUAAAAAUGUUGUUCUCUUGGUAAAUGUCACCUCAUCACACAUUGUGAUAGUAUAUAUGUGUAUAUGUGAGAGAGAGAGAGAAAUAGUGCUGUAUAAGCCAUAAAUUAAAGUAUGAAUUUAAGCUCUUUCCCAUUCGGUAAAGAGUCUUACCUAUAAACGAGUCCUUGAGGGUUUUGUUCUGAAUUAAGUUUUCAUUUUUGGCAAAUGCAAUUUUCUUUCCAAAAGAAAUAAAUCGAUUUAAAGAAGA